CAACGUUAUAUCCUUCUCCCACUCAGAUGCGUGACUUUUUUUCCUUUCUUCUCUUUUUUACACGGUGAUGCUGGUCACGUGACUCGGGUCCUGGGCUGUCCCGAUGGUGACUGGACACCUGCCUGUAUUUUUCAUAAAUUCCAUGAUAAUUCUGUUAUCCUCGUUCAACGUUGCGUUGUGUAAAUUGUGUAAACGCAACAUCCAUCGCACCAUGUCCGCCCCGGGAGAGAGACCCCUCUCUCCCCGGUUGCUCUCCCCGGGUUCCCCCCGUUAAAUCGGGCUCUGUGAUGUGUUUUCUGGUGGAACUCCCCCUCGUCUUUCCUUGCUGUACACCAGUGGGUGUGCUCUGUGCGCUGUUAGUCAGUGACUUUAUCUCCGGUCGUCGACCUUCAAUUAUAAAAUCCUUUAUAACAAAGAUGUGCGCACGGGGUUACACCUUGAUACCACGCCGUGGCUGUCAUACUGGGCUACUGCCCACCCAGACCAGGACGAUGAAGCUCCAAGACCUCUUUUCUCGUCAGUCUGCUCCUCUGUUUUUCCUGCUGACAUUGCGAGUUUCCGGAGCUGUCCAGGUGAUUGGAGAAGAUGUUACUGGCGUGCAAGGACAGAAUGUUUCCCUGCUCUGCAGACUGGUUGAUUCCAGCGAGACCCCCUCUCAGAUUUCCUGGCAGAAGAAGACCAGGGGAAAUGAUAAAAACCACAACUUUUUCACCGUUACAGCUAGAAGUGGUCCACAUAACAGUGAAGCUGAUGAUAGGUUCGGGUUUAUUGGAAACAUGGCUGAGAACAAUGGUUCUCUGCAAUUAUCCAAGGUCAGACUGUCGGAUGAAGGCAUCUAUACAUGCAUCUUCACGUUGUUCCCCAGUGGACCUCAGGAGACUACGAUGAAACUCACAGUGUUUGUUCCUCCAGUCAUCAGCCUGGAAGCCAACCCUCCUCCCGUUGUGGGCACCGAUGAAGUUACCUUUGCAAUUUGCAUGGCCGUGGGUGCCAAGCCCCCCGCAGAGAUCAGCUGGCACACUGGGACUCUGGGCGACUCAGUGUGGGCGGUGAACAAGUCGACCCCGGAGCAAAAUUCAACCACCACCACAGUCAGCCGUCUUGUUGGCAUACCAACCAAAGAGGUCAACCAGCACUUGGUCCAGUGUGUUGUCAGUCAGACAACGGAGAAAAGCCUCCCGUUCACGAUACAGGUCCACUAUGCACCACAGUCUGUGAACAUAAGUGAAACAGCCGAAGAUGUGUUUGAAUGUGUAUCUGAUGCCAGCCCCAAAUCAAACAUCACCUGGAGCAGAUUCAGCCAACCGUGGCCUCAGUCUGCUGUCGGAGUGACGGAGGGAAAAUUAAAGCUUCUCAGCCUCACCGCUGACUUGAGUGGCCUUUACGUCUGUGACGCAUCAAACCCCUAUGGGAGAAAGUCAGGCACCCUCUAUGUGCACAUAAACUCAGCAUCCUGCAUUGUUUGCAAGACUCUACUAAUAAUCCUCGUGCUGGGCGUUACCAUCGGCAUCGGAUUUGGUCUGUAUUACAGGAUUAAACGCAGAGGAUUGCCUUGGAGAGGUGAGGAGAUGUUUGAGAUACCGUGUCAAACCUCAACAUCUGCACCUCUUAACCGCUCAGAUAGAGAGAAUCGGAAAACUGAAUCUGAAGAUGAAGGUGUACAAACAUAGACGUCUGGAAAGACUGCUAACGGAGCAAUUGCAGGACUACUGCUUGACCAAAGAUGUGCACUGCUGGCUUCACUUGUUCUGCAGCCGAGUCUAUAAAACAGCGGGUCAAAAAGCAUGCACUCUCAGCUCAACAGGGAGUUACAGAGGCCAUCUAUUGCUGCUUUUCCACUGCAUGGUACCGGCUCGAUGCGACUCCCUUUUUUUUCAAUUGGCCAAAAGUUGGAGCUAUUACCUGGCACUGUUUUUUUGGGUACCCCCCUCUGUCAAGGUCCCAAGUGAGCUGAGCCAAUACUAGAAAGUGACAUGAAAACAUCGCAAACCACUGGUUGGUCAGAGAGAAAUUGAACAGCUCUGUUCACAAUCAGGAAAUAACCAACGCUCGACUCAUGACGCUCGUGUCAUGGUCGAUAAUCUAGCCAUGUAAAAAUCGAUUAAUUUUUUCAAUGAAAAAAUAAUUAUUAAUUUCCAUCCAUCCAUUCUCCGUACCGCUUAUCCUGCUCUCAGGGUGGCGGGGAUGCUGGAGCCUAUCCUAGCAGUCACUGGGCGGCAGGCGGGGGUUGACACCCUGGACAGGCCGCCAGGCCAUCACACACACACACACACACACCUAGGGACAAUUUAAUAUGGCCGAUUCGCCUGAUAUGCAUAAUUAUUAAUUUGUUCAAUUGAAUUAAUUUUCUAAUAAUUAAAAUUAACCAUUACCAUUGAAUGUUUUUCCACAGUGCAGUCAAAUCCUGACGGAUCAAUCAGUCAGUCAAGUUGCAUUUUAUAUAUAGUGCUUUUCUAGCUGCAACAGCCACUCAAAGCACUUUACAAUUGAUUAAUUCACACACAUCAAUUCACAUCCCUCCCUGUUUUGUCUGGCUUUAAUAUCCUGUUUUAGUUUUCACACUAUGGAAGCAAUAUUUGCUCUGAAUGCCGUUUCCCCAUUGUCUUAAAAAGUAGUGUUGUAAAAGUAAUGAAAUAUAAUAUCAUAAUUAGGUUUUCAGUAGUGUAUACUAUGGAGGCUGCCAUUUAGCACUGCCAUGUUUCCCAGCCAUGUCUCUACACGGUUUCUAUAUGGGCAAAACUGCAUAGGGAAAACCCCGUUAAAAAAGCCUUCGUUACAUACAGUGGCUGCUGUUGCUGCCUUUGAACCUGAAUGUGAAUGUGUUGUGUUGCUUUUUGUGUUGUGAGAAAGAAGAAUGGAAGGUCACAGGGCUUGAAAUAACCUCUUUGGGCCACUUGUCCAAAGGACAAGUUACUUCUAAAAUCACUGAAAUUAGUUAUCCAGAAUGGAAAGUAUUGUCAUAUUAAAAACUAUUUUAAGGUUCCACUUUUACAAUUAGGCUAUUCUAAAUUUAUUGAAUACUUAAGAUCUAAAAACAAAAAUUACCAAAUUAAAAUAGCAGAACAAACGGUCCGCCACUAAAACCUCUACAUUUUACACACUGUGCCUUUAAGAGAGGGAAAACCCAAAAGACCAAUCAGUGGUUUUCUGGUGGCAACUGCACAAGUACCCCCAAAUAGCUGUCCCGCCUCAGCUGAGGGACAAAGGAAAAACAAGGUCGCAUUGUAAGGCCCAUUUUAAAUAUGAAUCCUGUAGGCAUGUUAACUGAAAUGCUUAAAAUAACCCUUGAUUAUUUCAAGCAGUCCACAGAAAGUCUCCCAGGGAAUAGACGGUACCAGCCUGAGGCCAGACACAGCGUCGUGGUCACCGUCGCAGCAUAUGGCAGUGAUGUGGAAUUGAAGCGGUGUGAAGCCGUGAGGCUUCCAAACCAACUGUGUCGGAGGUGAGCUCAUUGCGUGAGAUAUUGCUCAUUGCGUGAGAUAUUGUUCAACGCAGGGCGAGUAUUGGCAGCAACUAGUCGAAUCGAUUUAAAGCGGCUAAACCAUAACUUUAACACUUGCCAGCUGUCAGAUGCUGUGACAACAUCGUGAAAUCAAGCUGUGGGUGAAAAUGGGCCAGAAAGGAAUUUUGUCAUAAUAACCAAUGUCUUCUCUGGGCACCCACUGAUACAGACAAAGAACUCCCAGAUAGUGGGAAGAGAAGGGUUUAACAGUGGACGCUGGUCUUGCUGGUCUGAAUGGUCUCACUGGCAUGUGGAAAUCCAAGAUGGAGGCUGGGAGUUGGAGAGACACCAGGUAGGACGAGGCAGGGGCCCGGGAGGCCGGUCGAGCAGGGCAGAGCUGGGUCUUGGGUCAGGACGGCUGGAGACAGAGCAGGACUGGAAGCUGGAGCUGAUGGUCACAACACAGAAAGGGAGUAGGAAGAGCACACGGCUGGCACAGAGAUAAACGCAAACAAAGAGCCAAUGCAACUAUACCACAAAGGUAAGCAGACGAUCUGGCGACGAGUGGGAGAAUGAACCAGGUUUUGUGGACCAGGAGAGCAGGUGACUGAUGAGGCUUGAUAGAAGACAGGUGUGCGGGUGAUUAGCUCCAGCCCCGCCCAGCUCCCGGCAGACAGAAGGGGGAGGGGCCAGCGGCGCAGUCAAGGAGGAAAACGGAGAAAACCCUGAAACAUUUAACAUGCUCCUGAGCAAGUGGUCUGGUUGUAUUCAUUACUGCAGUUCUUGUGGAUUGAUAUAGGGAAUGGAGAAAAGUGUAAAAAAUAUGGAUUUUUCAAAGCUGACGGAAAUGAAGAGGGGUAAAGAAAAGUGUAUCCCUCCAUAACCAGCAUGAGCGGUCCAGAAGCUUGACGGUUUAAGUUUUUGUGUACUUGUGGUAGUGAGCUGUGUGUGAAACUGGGCACAAUUUCAAGUUUUCUUUGUUACUGAAUACCAGGAUCUAAUUCAGGGGUGCUGUAGUCCUUCACCAUUUCCAUUCAUGCAUUGGAUCUUCUGUGUUGUGGAGAGGGUACCAGCAGGUACCCUCAUCAAUAGCUCUGAUGACGACUCCAAAGAGGAUAAAUAUCUCAAGUUUCAUCACCAGCCAGUCAGACAAGCUUGGUCUAGUCAGAAAGGCACGAAUUGCAGAAGCCUCUUGGAUGAGAGGCGAAACGUCUUCACGGAUAUACACCAAGCCCAGUUGCACUUGAUUCAAUUCCUUUGGAUAACCAUGACCUGGACGAAUGAGAACAUUCCUAGACAAGGAUAGAGAGAGGUUGAAAUUGUGUGUGAAUACCUCUGCUAGCUGGUCAGCACAGGCCUGGAGUACAUGACCUUGUAUACCAUCAGGCCCUGCUUGGCUUUUAUAGCAUUAGUAGCCUAAGCCACGGACUCUUAUUGGAGACUUUUUUCAACCGGGGUUUAACCCCCCCCCCAUCUACAGCAUGGAAGGCCGAGGUCCUUGCCUGCCUUAUUAGGAGAGGUCAGUCUCCUUCAACAAUGGCAUGGUUGAUAUUUUUGGCAUAACAUCACAUACUAAGAAGAAAGAAGGUGCUUUGAAGAAGCAAGGCCGAUGAAAAGGGAAACAAUUCCAGCCAGUCUUGCAGUUAUACUGAGAACAAAAUACUAAAAUACAAAGGUUUUAUUGUAUGGAGAAUAAGCCCUUUGUUACUAAAAUAAAAAGGGUUUUGUUCUCAGCAUAACUGGAAUCACUGGAUUUUUUCCUUUUUGUCAUUAGUCUUUUCCAACAAGCACCCUGCUGCGCUCGUCUUCCUGUGGCUUUUGUUGAUAGUUUGGAAUGGGGUGGGUCUGUGUGGGUAUGAUGAACCAUUCAAGUGUGAUAUACUGUUUAUUUAAACUGCAGUCAAAACAAUCCUCUAUUAAUAGCUCUGUCUGGAACUAGCAGAAACCAGUGUGUGUGUGUUGUUCUGUGGAAAUGCAUUGACAGAUCCCUGGUAAAUUUCUUUUGCCUUCUUUGCAGUAUUUUUGGCUUGGGUUUGGCCAAAUAUCCUGACAGAAAGCUUCCUAAAAUCUUUCAACCCCACUCUGUUACCUGAGUGAAACAUACGCCUUCUUUCAACCCUCUAACAGACCAUUUAGGUCAUUUACUGCGUGAUACUUUUGGUGAAAUGGACCAGUAGAAGGCAUAGCAUGAUGUCCUCUAUAGCAGUGGUUCUCAACCUUUUUGGGGUCCUGGACCCCCUGCGUAUUUUUGAUCUACCCUGAGGACCCCUCCACCUGAUCUUGGGGGAGGGGGGUUGCAAUUUGAUAGAAACAGUAGAAACUGCAUUUUAAAUUGCAUUAUAGCAUUUAUUCACUCUUUGGGGCAAAAAUAAGAGCUUUCAGUUGUAACUUAGAUAUAGUUAACAAAACAGAAUUCUUAUGCAGUAACUUUCAGAUAUAUGUAACAAAACAGAAUUCUUAUGCAGUAACUUUCAGAUGUAUGUAACAAAACAGAAUAUAUAUUCAGUAACUUUUAACAAUGCAAACGGGAGCGAGAUCUCUUAUUAAAAUACAAUAAAUUACACUUGUGAAACAGAUGUAAUUAGAGAAAAAAGUCCUGUUACCCUUUAUAGUUUAGGUAGAUAAAGGUCUCAGUCACAUUUGAGUAAAAUAACCCUAUUUCUAUAAAUGUCAUAGGAUCUUUUUUUUAAAGAUAUUUUAUUUUCACGGACCCCUUGCAAUUACACCACGGACCACUAGGGGUCCGCGGACCCCCGGUUGAGAAACACUGCUCUAUAGUAACUAAUACAUUUUUGGACCAUAGCUAAUGUAUUAAAAAUCAGACAUGGUUUAAAAACAGCUAACUGUCUGAGUUGGUCUUCGGUGUUUAUACAGUACAGUGUUUUUGUUUUUAGGGGUCCAAGCAGCCAUAGCUGCGGUAACCCCAUUGUUUUCUCUAAGGAUUAUUAUUAUUUAUUAUUGCUGUUCCCGCAUCGGCUCCAAUCCCGGUCUCUCGGGCUGUGUAUGGAAUUUUUGAGAAAUUAUUUUUUCCUCUAUUUCCUUGGGAGCUCCCGAAUCUAACGCACCCAUUCCCGCCUGCCAAAUCUUACCGCCAUUUUCAAAAAACCGAAAGUGAAAGUAAAAUGAACUAGUCUGAGGCUGUUCAUCCGAUUCGCAUGACAUCUGGUGUGCGUUAUCUCCAGACGAUGGUGAUUAAAAAGUUGUGGAAAUAAUUUGGAUAUCUCGUUCCAUCUCGAAGUAACGUCAAUCAAACUUUAAUAUGUGGCCCAUGGUGAUUCUAUUGCCUAUAUCUAGUGAUGCGAUUGUCCAAACUUAACAAAACGUGUCAUGCUUAUCACAAUAUUCUUUGGAAGUACGACAAAUUUUGUGAAAUUUCGUCCAUAGGGGGCGCUACAACUGACACGUCAAUAUCUCAAAAACCACUUGAGCUAGAAAUCUGGUAUACUUACACUUGGACCCAUUUGGCUACAUUGCCUAACGUGGAGAUUGGCUGGAUUACCAAAAUGGCCGGCAAACAGCCAAUCAAAAUUCAAUAGCUAAUAUUUGCUAGUGUGAAUGGCCGAUAUUCAUGAAACUUGACAGGCUUAUUCUUUGUGGCACAUAGAAACCAUGUACCAAAUAUGAAACAGCUCGGACACAUGGGGGCGCUACAAUAAGCAGCUGCAUCACUGCUUGGACCCCGUUUAUCGCUGCUUGCGGCUAUAUUUUUGUUUUUACAUGGUGAUGCUGGUCACGUGGCUCGGGUCCUGGGCUGUUCCGGCAACAUCUGGACAGUGCUUGGCAUCCUCCUCAUCUACUUUUUUUUUUUAGGGAGUUGUUCCUUAUCCGAUGAGAGGGUCUAAGGACAGGAUGUUGUGUUGCUGUUAAGCCCACUGAGCAAAUUUGUAAUAUUAGGCUAUACAAAUAAAAUGGAUUUGAUUUUAGUACUACUUUUGGCUGCUCCCGUUAGGGGUCGCCACAGCGGAUCAUCCAUUUCCAUCUCUUCCCGUCCUCUGCGUCUUCCUCUGUCACACCAGCCACCUGCACGUCACCCCUCACCACAUCCAUAAACCUCCUCUUUGGUCUCCCUCUUUUCCUCUUCCCUGGCAACUCCCUAUUGAGCAUCCUCAUCAUAAUCUUCAUAUAUUUUAUAAUUCCAUUAUAAUUCUGUUAUUCUCUUUCAAUGUUGUAUUGUGUAAACACAACAUCCAUUGCACAUUGUCCAUCUUGGGAGAGAGAUCCCUCCUCUGUUGCUCUCCCUGAGGUUUCUUACUAUUUUUUCUCCCUGUCAAGCCCACGCCGGUACGAAUGCCACGACCACCACCUGUACGAGAACCACGAGCCUACUAAGCCUGCCACCUCCGAGUGCUGUUGUCCCGCGGCCGUUCCGCCGCCUCCGAGGUCGGUUUGCCCAGCGGCCACCUGUCUUCAAGACAACAUGCCUCUUUGCCCCCCAGCCAUCCAUCCAUCCAUCCAUCCAUCCAUCCAUCCAUCCAUCCAAUCCCUCAUUCUCCUUUCCUGCGCUCUCUGGAACGGUCAUCGAGUCGAAUAGCCAGAGCGUAUGAGUUGGUCAAGGGAAGUGGUGUCGUCUCUGACUAGUUCAUCUUUUAGUGUCUCAGAUAACCCCGUGUGGAAAGCGGUUUGCAACGAUAUGUCGUUCCAGUGACCAAGAUUCUGAACUCGAUAGAGUAGUCGGCUACACUUCGGUUGCCUUGCUGGAUAUGCAUGAGGCGAGUGGCGGAGUUACGACCAAGGACGGAGUGAAAGAACACUUCCCUGAAUUCCGCACAGAACAGUUCGUAAGACCCAAAAACAGGCUGCUUUAGCCCGCCACCCGGCUUCGAACCACUGACGCAGAGGCCCAGAGAGAAGAAGGCCAUCUUUUCGUUGUUGUCGGAAUACAUGCUUGGUUGGUGAGUGAAAAUGAAAUCACAUUGCAUGAGUAAAGUACCACAAGUAGCCGGGUCUCCAUCAUAGGGUUUGGGGAUGCCAGGUUCUCGCCUGGUCUGUACAGGGGCGUGACUAGGUGCUGGGGCUCGGACAGGGGGCUGUGCCGGGUUUCGGGGUAAUAGCGGGGUUAGUUGAGCCAUGAAAUUGCUGAAUUGCUGGUUUAAGGCCUGUAGGCCUUGGUCUGUUCAGGCCGCUUGAGUGUUGAGGGUUCCCACGCUGGCAGAGAGGGCUUGCAUAGAGGCGGUAGUGUGUUGUCUCCCGACCGGGGUUCCUUGGCUAGCUAUAGCAGCACGAAGUGCCUCAACAUCCGCUUGGUCCAUGUUAGCCAGAUCGUUCUGUCAGGGCUACCAGGUGUAGGACCCAAAAGCAGAACGAGAGACAAGAUGGGGGGGGGGGGGGGCAAAGAGGCACGUUUAUUGUCUUGAAGACAGGCGGCGGGCGGCCGCCGGGCAAACCGACCUCGGAGGCGGCGGGACGGCCGCGGUACAACAGAACUCAGAGGUGGCGGGCUUGGUAGCCUCGUGGUUCUCGUACAGGUGGUGGUCUUGGCAGGGUUGUGGUAAUCGUACCGGCGUGGGCUUGGCAGGGUCAUGGUUCUCGUACAGGUGUGGUCCAGGCAAUGGCAGGGAGGUCUAACAAGAGGCAGAAGGAAAUAGGGGUUAGGGUUGGUCAAAAAAGGAACAAAGCUAGAGUCAUCUAUGCACUUGGAAGUGGUUCAAUGAUCUGGCAUCGUCCGGAGAGCAGAGCGGCUUCUUAUCCUGGCCGAGAUGGGUUGAUCGGCCUGAUUGGAGAUGCAGGUCAGGUGUGAGCUCUGGAGAGCUCCAGGUGAGAUCAAUGAACCAGAUGAGUAAGGCAGUGGGAGCGGCCUGACGAGGGCGGGGCUGACGAGGCAGGGACGUGACAGUUUAUUCAAGACACAUUUCACUAUUACUGAUCUCUUUUUACGCAAGUUAAAAUAACACAUGAAUUGGUCAUGAGAGGCACUUCUUAGUGACAUGCAUUAUCUGUUCACCUGUGGGUUCUCUGUUUUCAGAAAUUUCAAAGUCAAGGAUUAUUUUAAGCAUUUCAGUUAAAGGUAUAUACUAUGGUAGAGAUGGACUGCCCUGUGAAAUAAGCAAAAUGAUCUUGUACAACAUCUUCAAAGUUCAUUUUUGUGUUACAGACGAUAUAGUUUUGUUUCAACACUAUUGUAAAUAUAAGUUAACACUUCAGAAUGCUUUCCAAAUGCUACUUUAUUCUCAUAUAUAUAUAAUCAUUUUCUUGUAUUGUGUUUAAGUGGUAAAUACUUGUAAUCUUCAGGCAACAGAUGUGCUUGAAGAUUACAAAAUAAUUCGUUUCAGUUCAGUAUGUUACAGGUUUUGCUUCCAAACUUUUUGUAUGCUUUGUUUUUAAUUUCUAACAGUACAUUUGGCUCUCGCUCGCUUGCUCUCUCUCUCUCUCGGAUAGAUGGAUGGAAUACAUUUGGCUUACGGCUUUCACUAGACUGAAGAUUUGUUGAUGUGUAAUGCUUGGUUUCAAAGAAAAGUUGGCAGCUUUACAUUUCAACGUGUCCAUAUUUAAACCCAUUUUGUUAUUUAAUUUUGUAUUUUGUUAUUGUUUGACGGUUUGAGGCCUUUUUCUUCUUGUGUUCUUGAGUUGUUUUGAUGUUGCUCUUGUGUUGAAUAAAUGAUCUUUGUAUGGUUUACAGAUGAUUGAGUUCUCAUUUAAAUCACUGUUGAAAUACUAACAUAGAAAAAGGGGGUAGGACUAGAACAGUUUUUUUUUAACUUCUGCCUACUUCUUUUCGAACUGCCGAGAUUUAAACCAAAUGUCUGAUGAUGAUAUUGUUUACUUGUGUUGAUUUUUUUCUCUUUUGUUUUCUUUUAUUAUACAUGUUUUUUUAAAUUUAACGUUCGAAAUAAACAAAUAUACUACUACUACUACUACUAUAGUGGUGUAGUGAAUU
Messenger RNA from Lampris incognitus (smalleye Pacific opah), 10316 nucleotides. RefSeq names its product nectin-3. The transcript is spliced from 8 exons. Gene Ontology annotation, cellular component: adherens junction. The coding region runs from base 288 to 1670 and encodes 460 amino acids. Gene Ontology annotation, biological process: heterophilic cell-cell adhesion; homophilic cell-cell adhesion. The record is from RefSeq and is a predicted model, not a curated record. Lineage: Eukaryota; Metazoa; Chordata; Actinopteri; Lampriformes; Lampridae.